Musa acuminata AAA Group (dessert banana) is the source of this 764-nucleotide messenger RNA. RefSeq names its product nascent polypeptide-associated complex subunit beta-like. The transcript has 6 exons. NCBI's taxonomy places the organism in Eukaryota, Viridiplantae, Streptophyta, Magnoliopsida, Zingiberales, Musaceae. Gene Ontology annotation, cellular component: cytosol; nascent polypeptide-associated complex. The record is from RefSeq and is a predicted model, not a curated record. Bases 110 to 586 code for a protein of 158 amino acids.
CCGCCCUACUCGCAUCCUUUCGUCGAACCAAGGUUGCGGCAUCGGCGGCAUCGGCGGCGGUCUCCUCUUCCACUUCGUACCCCGCAUAAUACCUUAUCCGGUUGCGAAGAUGAACGUAGAGAAGCUUAUGAAGAUGGCUGGUGCCGUUCGCACUGGUGGAAAGGGCAGUAUGCGCAGGAAGAAGAAGGCAGUUCACAAGACUACAACAACUGAUGACAAGAGACUUCAAAGCACUUUGAAAAGAAUAGGCGUGAAUACUAUCCCUGCUAUAGAAGAAGUCAACAUUUUUAAGGAUGACUUGGUUAUUCAAUUUGCCAACCCUAAAGUGCAAGCUUCAAUUGCAGCCAAUACAUGGGUUGUUAGUGGAACUCCUCAGACAAAGAAACUUCAAGACCUGCUACCUGGGAUCAUUAACCAACUUGGGCCUGAUAACUUAGAGAACCUGAAGAAGCUUGCAGAGCACCUACAGAAACAGGUGCCAAGCACAGGAGCUGCUGUGAAACAGGAGGAUGAUGACGAUGAUGUCCCUGAGCUGGUGCCUGGAGAGACAUUUGAAGCUGCUGCUGAUGAAAAUCAAGCUUCAUAGAGAAGAUAUGCUUUCAGACUAUCUCUAAGACCAUUCGUGGAAUCGUUUCUCAUUUCGGGUGAUCUAGAUGGGAUGCUGAUUCUAUUAUUCAUGUUACAUGGAUCACUUGAAAAGCAAACGUUUUGUACUUUCUUUCAAUAGAAUGUCUUAGAGUAAUGCUAGUAUCGUACUUCAUGCA